Durusdinium trenchii is the source of this 1270-nucleotide messenger RNA. Lineage: Eukaryota; Dinophyceae; Suessiales; Symbiodiniaceae. The record is from the annotation of a GenBank genome assembly.
AUUGGAGGUGCGUUUUCUCCACAUCUCUUUGAGCUCCCGGGCCGAGCAUCUUCGCAUCUACUUUCGGCACAACUGCCGCCAUGAGAGAUGCCGAAAAGCGAUGCCUGGUCCCAGACGCUGAGUCCGAAGAAGGUUCCAUCCUGAACGAGCCAAAGGCGGCCAAGCACUUCAGAUCCAUCCGACGAUUGUGGUCAGAUGCCAAUCUCCAGGAGUAUGGCCUGAUGCCUUUGCAGCAGCACACUGGAGAUGGCCUGAUUUUAGCCUUGGUCCGGACCCGAGACCAGAUGUCUAUGGGACCCCUACAGACCGAGGAAGUGUUGCAAGAGGUCCUACAGCUGGUGCUGGUGUUGUCGCUUCAUAUUGCAGCGCUAUUUCUCCAGCUGGGAUUGACCUAUCAGUUGUAUGUCAGCACAGUGGAGGGGCUGUUCUCCCCGUUUGCCCAUGGCUUGCAGGAGCAGAUCCAGGUGCUGGACGCAGCACUCCGUGGGCAACGAGCACUGAACGUGGAUGAUCCUAUCCAGAAAGAAGCCUUGGACCUGUGUGUCAAGCAGCACUCCAUGGGCUUCAUCCACCUGAUGGUGCUCUCGCUGUGGGGAGCCAAAUUGAUGACCGAGGUCUCAGAGAGUUUGAACCGCCUCACCAUCUUGUGCCUUGUGGAGGAUCCUGAACAGAACAACCAUGAGCCACAUAUCCAGGAGAGGGGUGACCGGAAGAUGAUCAUCGCAUACAUGACCUGGAAGAUGAAGAUUGUGGUGAUUAUCGUGGACAUCGUUCCAAAACUCAUUUGCACCAUGUUCCUGAUGUGGACAGGCGGCGAGCUCUUCAUGCUCACUCACACCAUGGGCUCAUUGAUCAUUCCCUUGCUCACUUUGACCUACAUCUUGACGAUCCCCACGAUCCUUUUCACUGGCUUCUCCUCCUUUAAAUUCAAGGAGAAGGUGGAGUGGACUCAGUACCAGUACCGAUUGGCGCUUUGCUACACGCAGAAGAACUGUCAGAUGUGGGGCCUUACAGUCAUCAAAGCCGUGGCCACUUUCCUUUAUGUCUACAUGAUCUACGCGGUGGUCUUUGGCAACGUCACCGCGUACCGAAAUCUUUGCACCAGGUACUUGGGCACCUUCCCUCAGGGAAGAUGCAAUUUUCGAUGUCAUUUGGGCAUCGCUCACUAGAGAUGGGCGCGUAGGUACCGGCAGCCGCGAGUUGUGCGCCGUGAGCCAUGGAUGGCAGAGGUUUUCUCCUCCGGGGUGAGGUUUCCAGUGCUUGGAAGGAC